This is a messenger RNA of Salvia miltiorrhiza (redroot sage), 3210 nucleotides long. Its product is annotated as putative late blight resistance protein homolog R1A-10. The record is from RefSeq and is a predicted model, not a curated record. Gene Ontology annotation, molecular function: ADP binding. Gene Ontology annotation, biological process: defense response to other organism. NCBI's taxonomy places the organism in Eukaryota, Viridiplantae, Streptophyta, Magnoliopsida, Lamiales, Lamiaceae. Bases 155 to 2245 code for a protein of 696 amino acids. The transcript is spliced from 2 exons.
GAAAAGAAAAAAUGAAAAAAAAAUGCGUGAUUCACUUUUUGUUGUGGAAAGUUGAAGUUGAUAAAACAAUAAUGCCGGCGAACAGUUGAGCAUGAGUUUGUGAGUCAACCCAGUACCAAAUUCCGGCGAUCCCGGAUCGGAUCGGAGUUGGAAAAUGGCGGACGCUGCAGUUACGUUCCUCCUGGAAAACGUGGCCCAGCUGGUGAGGCACCGAUUCAAUCUCAUCGCCGGCGCGGAAGGUGAACUGGAGCUGUUAAAGAAGGAUCUGGAGUCGUUGAAGGCCUUCCUCCGCCACGCGGCCAGGAUGCCGGACAAGCCCGAAGGAUUCCGAGAUAUAGAGGGGCGGAUCAGAGAUGUCGUGUAUGAAGCUGAAGACAACAUCGACUCUUGCACCUCCCACGCUACAGCAGCGAUCAACAAGAAUGCCAUCCGCCGGCGUUUAAGUUCAAAGCGAGUCAACCUGGCCGAACAAGUCAAGUUACUUAGACAGGGAAAGGUUAUUCAGAUGGUGGCCACCGCCCAAAGCUUUGCGGCCACAGCAAUGGGCAAGGAACCUCAAGCAACUAAGCACGGAUCGCCUUCCAAACCCGCAAAGCUCCAGAUAAUACGGGAAGAAAACGUUGUAGGUUUUGAUGACAAGGAAGGAAAAAUCAUCAGCUAUCUGCUGGAACCAAAGCAGGAAUUAGAUGUUAUCUCCAUCACUGGUAUGCCUGGGUUGGGGAAGACAACAUUGGCAUGGAAGGUAUUCAAGAACGAACACAUUAUCAAACGUGAAUUCCCAAAUCGAAUUUGGAUAUACGUCACUCAAACACCGAAUAUUCGGGAUGUGUUUCUCAACAUUCUCAAGGAAUUCACCAGCGAAGACAUGUCUGGUCUGAGUGAUCGUGCAUUGAUUGAGACGGUUCAACAGUACCUCAAGGAGCGAAAAUUCUUGUUAGUCUUGGAUGAUGUCUGGACUACGGAGGCUUGGGAUGCUAUCAGAGCAGUCUUGUCGAAGAGCAACAAUAUGAGUAAAGUCCUCCUCACCAGCCGUGAGAAGGGUGUUGGAGCGAAAGCUUGUCAACCAAGGCAACCGUAUGAGCUGCCCUUCCUGAAUGAUGACCAAAGUUGGGAACUUCUUCAAUAUGAAGUAUAUGGAAAGCUCAACGAGUGUCCUGAUGAUUUGAGAGUUGUUGGGGAAUGUAUAGCCCAUAAAUGUGAUGGAUUGCCACUUUCAAUAGUGGUGAUAGGAGGAAUUCUUUUGGAUCAAUGUACAAAAGACGAGGAAAUAAGUAAGAUUAGAGAAGCAUGGAGUAAUGUGUCCAAUGACGUGAGUGCAUUUUUAAAAAGAGACCUCAAGAAGGUAUCAGAUAUUGUUGAAUUAAGUUACAACAGAUUGCCUGAUGAUCUGAGAGAUUGCUUCUUAUAUUUGGCUGUGUUCCCUGAAGAUUAUGAGAUCUCUGCUUGGACAUUAACUCGCUUAUGGAUUGCAGAAGGAUUCAUACAAGGACAAAACUUGGAGGAAACUGCAGAGGAGAAUCUGAAAGAUUUGAUCAAUAGGAAUUUAGUGAUGGUUAGUAAAAGAAAUGCCAGAGGAGAGGUUAAAACAUGUCGGAUUCAUGAUGUGAUACAUGCAUUCUGUGGUUCAAAAGCUUCUCUCAAGCAGCAGAACUUGUUUCAAGAGAUGAAAUUUUCGAAUGGAGCUUUUGACCCUCCAACUUCUGAGAUAAAUCAAUACCGUCGUCUUUGUAUCCACUCUGAUCUUGAAAACUUCCUCGCUCAAGCAGAUAGAGAGAAGGCCACCCGCAUCCGAUCUCUUUUAUGUUUCAAUAAGGCACCCUCCAAAUUGCCUUCAAAAUAUGCACCAACCAUGGUUGAUGGGUUCGAUUUGCUCAGAGUUAUGGAAUCAAAGUCCAUCAAAUUGGAUCAAAUUCCUCGAGGGGUGACCAAGCUAUUUCACUUGAGGUACAUUACUCUAUCUGUUGAUACUCUGGAAACACUUGCUGAAGCCUUCUCCAAUUUGUGGAACCUUCAAACUCUUGUAAUCCACACAAGGUCAGAAUCACUCAAAAUCAAAGCAAAUAUAUGGUUAAUGAUACAGCUGAGGCAUCUGAAGACAAAAACAGUCAUUACACAAUUUGCGCAAGGGGGUGGCGAAGGCUGUAAAAAUCUUCAAACUCUGAGUAGAAUAUCGCCUGAAAAUUGCACCAAGGAUGUCUUCACCAGGGCCCCUCACCUAAGAGAUUGGGCAUUCAAGGAAAAUUAGCCAGUCUUUUCAAUACCGAUUCCUUGGGAAUGCUUAAUCAACUUGAGAAGUUGAAGCUGGUGAAUACAUCUCAUGAUUCAAAAUCCAGGGGGUCCAUGCGCUUUCCUGAGUUAAGAAGCUGGUUCCCGCCAAAACUCAAGAUGCUGUCUAUCACGGCUACAAACUUGGAUUGGAAGCAUAUGUGUACGUUGGCGAAGAUAGAAACUCUCCAGGUCCUUAAAUUGAAAAGCAAUGCAUUCACUGGUUUGUUUUGGGAGGCUGUUGGCGGAGGCUUUCUUGAUCUCCAUUUCUUGCUCAUUGAAGAAACAGAUUUAUUUCACUGGAAGGCCUCAAAUGUUAGUUUUCCCAGCCUUAGGUGUCUUGUGCUUAGAAAGUGCAAGGACCUCAAAGAAAUCCCCACGGGCGUGGCGGAGAAACUGGAGAAAUUGGACAUAGAGCAUCUCGGAAAAUCUGCAGUUGAGUCUGCCAGGAGAAUAGAGGAAGAGAAGAGAGCAAAUGCUGCCAGGUUCAAGCUCACCAUCGGUGCUGGAUGCGGGUGAUGCAAUAUAUCAGGUAACAUUAUUAGAUAACAUUUAACUGCCAGAGAACUCUUUAAAGCUGUUUGAAUGGAAAGAUGCAAUCCUUUCAUUGUAUUAGCGGCUUCAUGUUUCAGUGCAGGGAAUAAUGAAGUGAAGAAGUAAAUUGAUGAAGUCCGAGUGAUGGAGCCAGUCCUUCCCCCCCUCCGCCUAAUCUCUUUCCAUGGCACUUUCAUUUCUUUCCUACAAGUUUGCAUUGUGAUUUGCAGUAAUGUUUGUUUCUGUUGCCUAAAUUGCUGCUCUGUUGGACUCUCUUUCUCUGUCCAAGAUACUGUUCCACGGUUUUCAAGGACUCGUUUCUCUAGUCUCAUGGCUUGUAUUAAACUCAUCAUGUUUGAAUGCUGAUGAUGAUUUUGAUAAUAUGUCCAUCAAAAUAUUAACUAUGUAUAA